AUGUUUGCUCGUCAGGCUUUCCGCAGCGCUCAGCCCUUGAAGCAGGGCUUCCGCAAGUACUCCACUGAGAGCGCGCCCAAGAAGGCCAAUCUGACCCCCAUUUAUGUCGCUGUUGGUCUCGCUGGUGUCGGUGCUGGUCUGUACCGCUACAGCUCCGACUCAAGCUCAGUGCCCGCCGCGAUCAAGCUCGAGGACCGCCCCAAGGUCUUCAACGGCGACUGGGUGGAUCUCAAGCUUGCCGAGAUUGAGAUUCUGAGUCACAACACGAAGCGAUUCCGCUUCGAAUUCGACGACCCCGAGGCCGUCUCCGGUCUCCCCGUUGCCUCUGCCUUGCUGGCCAAGUUCAAGCCCGCAGAUGCCGAGAAGCCUGUCCUCCGUCCCUACACUCCCACCAGCGAUGAAGACACCCCUGGUUAUCUCGAGCUCGUUGUCAAGGCCUACCCUGGCGGCCCCAUGUCCGAGCACCUGCACUCCAUGAAUGUGGACCAGCGCCUGUCACUCAAGGGUCCCCUUCCCAAGUACCCCUGGGAGGCCAACAAGCACGACCACAUCACCUUGAUCGCCGGUGGUACCGGUAUUACCCCCAUGUACCAGCUGGCUCGUCGUAUUUUCAAGAACCCGGACGACCGCACCAAGGUGACCUUGGUGUUUGGUAACGUCAGUGAGGACGACAUCCUCCUGAAGAAGGAGCUCGAGGAUCUGGAGAACACCUACCCUCAGCGCUUCCGCGCGUUCUACGUCCUGGACAACCCCCCCGAGGGCUGGACCGGUGGCAAGGGCUACAUCACCAAGGACUUGCUGAAGACUGUGAUGCCCGAGCCCAAGGAGGAGAACAUCAAGAUCUUCGUCUGCGGUCCUCCUGGUCUGUACAAGGCCAUCAGUGGUCCCAAGGUCAGCCCCAAGGACCAGGGUGAGCUGACGGGUAUCCUGAAGGAGUUGGGCUACACCAAGGAGCAGGUGUUCAAGUUUUAG
Messenger RNA from Penicillium oxalicum, 972 nucleotides. RefSeq names its product cytochrome b5 reductase family protein. The record is from RefSeq and is a predicted model, not a curated record. Gene Ontology annotation, molecular function: cytochrome-b5 reductase activity, acting on NAD(P)H. Lineage: Eukaryota; Fungi; Ascomycota; Eurotiomycetes; Eurotiales; Aspergillaceae. The transcript has 4 exons. The coding region runs from base 1 to 972 and encodes 323 amino acids. Gene Ontology annotation, biological process: ergosterol biosynthetic process.